GCUCUGUCGUAAAUACUUAUGUAUACAUAUCUGUUGUAUAUAUAUAUAUAUAUAUUCUAAAACAUAAAUAUUUACAUAGAAAAAUUUCGAAAAAAUUCUAAAGAAUUAACAAGAUGUCGCAGUUUUGGGAACAAUAUGUGCGGUCUGCAUUCAGCCAGGUGAGAGGCAAUCUGUGGCUGCUCAGUGGCAAAGCCACCGGCUCGGCACUCUGGAAGCGUGUUACCUUUCUGGUAGCCACACCUGCCAUUGGCCUCUGUAUGAUCAACGCGUACAAGGGUAUGGGUGAAACGAAGGAAUUGCAGGUGCGCCAGCCGUUUGUCAAGUACGAGCAUCUGCGUCGUCGCAACAAACGCUUUCCCUGGGGCGAUGGAGAGCGGAGCCUGUUCCAUAAUCCCAAUGCCAAUCCACUGCCCGAAGGCUAUGAAGCUUAGUCCGGGAGCGACAGCCAACAGCCUGUUAAACAUUUCGUCUACAUUUUGUUCGUUGAUUAUAUCGGGCUGUUUGUUAAGGAUCGUUUCGUUCAUGUAGAUUGUUUCAAGAACUAACGGAAGUAGCUGCCUUCCUCCAUUUCCCUGUACCGGCAACCCGUCGGCAGCACCAAUCUAAUGUAAAUAAAAUCUGCACACAAA
Molecule: messenger RNA, 629 nt
Organism: Drosophila hydei
Lineage: Eukaryota; Metazoa; Arthropoda; Insecta; Diptera; Drosophilidae
Gene: COX6AL
Product: cytochrome c oxidase subunit 6A1, mitochondrial
Exons: 1
Coding region: 114-431 (105 amino acids)
Biological process (GO): mitochondrial electron transport, cytochrome c to oxygen
Cellular component (GO): mitochondrial inner membrane
Molecular function (GO): enzyme regulator activity
Source: RefSeq, a predicted model, not a curated record